CUUGCCUCUUUGCUGACGGACGUGCAGCGGCGCCAGUCACGCGGGGUGCUCGCGCAGAAGUGCGGGACCUGUUCGCGCGACCAGUUCGGUCGAAGGCGGCGGCAAGGGGCGAGCCAACGUCGUAAGAGACAGACCUGAAGUCAGCUCGCGCGGGAGACGCCACCAUGCGAGACGGGCUGCACAACAUCAGGUACAGCGCCGGGACCGUGCUCAUGCUGCACGGCUGGCGCGCGAGCGCCGCCCAUGAGCUGCUAGGCUCUAGAAGCGGCACAGGCACGACGGGAAAGCGUGAUGGCGCACUGUGGUGAUGGAGUGGGCGCUGGUAAGAAAAGCAGGCAGGAGCAGCAUCUGGCCUUGCGGAACAGGCGCGGGGGGGAGCGGGCGCCCAGCCACGGCGCGGAAGGCAACUCGCGCGAGGAAGUGGGCGCGGGAGAAGGCUCUGAGCUAACAAGCGGGAAUCAGCUCUUGCGAAGAGGGUGCGCAGUGGCAGCAUUCGGCACUGCGAGGGCGGAGACAGGGGAGGGUCAUCAACAGUGCAGGGAUCACAGAGUGUGCGAGGGCGUGCAGUGGCAAAAACUGGCACUGUGCUGAGGACGCAGCAGAGAGACAUCAGCUACAACGCCGGGGCCAAUUCUUAUGAGAAGGAGCGCGGUGACAGGAUCUGGCAGGGUGAGAAGGCGACCGCGCAGGCAUCACGCCAGCAACAACUCGGGGAUCAGCUCGUGCGAGAAGGUGGACGCAGAGGAGGUCCAUCAGCUACCAUACACGGAUCAGCGCUUGAGAGAAGGCGUGCAGUGGAAGCAGGGGCGAAGCAAAAUCGGUGACGAUGUUGGGACUCGCUCGUGCGUGACAUGGCCGAGGGUGCGAAGGCUUGCAACCACUGGCCAAGAGGAUAGCAGUGGGCCUAGGGUCUAGGCCGUCAGCUCUUAUGCGAGAGGGCCCAGGUAGGCACCAAAGAGCUCCCUUUGAGGAGUCCCUUGAAUAUGUCUGGGAGCAACUGCAGCCGCUCAUCGCCGCCGUUCUUCGAGAAUCGAGUCUCUGGAUAUUCAGCCUGUAGAAUCCUGUAGAACCCUCAUCCUCCUGCCCCUCGUCUUCUCUGCAGUGGUACCCCAAUGGUGUACAGCGCGGCUGUGGAAUCACUUAGUUCAAUAGAUUGAACGAAAACUUGCUCAACGUUUGGCUGCAUAGACGCUACCAAAGGCAGUGGGCGGCGGUGGUUCGCUGCAGGCGUCUUCGAUCAGCCGCCCACGUAGCCUGCUAGAGCGAUGCUUCGCGUGCCAGGGUGUGCCAAGGAGCUUACUCUGUGCGGCCUUCCAAAUUGGUUCCUGUGGCAUCCGGCCCAAGCUGCUCAUAUGGAUCCAUAUUGAGACCACACUGAGCACUGCGGCUCCCAUUUUGCCAUACUGAUUGGCCACAUGCUCGAAGAAGAAUGUUGUAUUAUGUACGUUCAUACAAGUUGCGCUCAUAUGUGCGCAACGACCCAGAAGGCAAGUGCAUCAUUCAGGAAUCCAAGACUCAGUUCACCUUGAUGAUAGUUUGGUCUGGUCCAACUCUGGCUCAAUACAAUCCUCCGAUCGAUCGUCUGUAUGUGACUGGUUCAUCCCCAUGCCCAAAAUCUUGCACGUAACUCGACCGUGCAGGGUUAGGACUUACUUUGCGUUGAUCGAUAUCAAACCCUCAGCUCAAUAGAAUGCAGUAGGUCCCACCCACGGCGUCGGAAAUCAUUUCAAACGGCCGUGCCAAAGUAUUGUUUGUGAGCUCGUCCUCGCACACGAUCAGCUGAACAAGUCCGCCGAAACCGAUGUUUCUAGUUCAGCGGCACUGGGGCCCGCGCAGGUGAGAUUGCGCACACGGUACUUGACGCUGCCAUUGAAAGGUAAGACUUCGAUCCCCAAUCCACAUACAUCCACGAACUGGCGCGAUAUAAUCCUUUUCCUCCUCGUGAGGCUACACGGCCAUAACGACAUGAUGAUCGGCAAGGUCGUGGUCAUCGAGACCGACGCCGGUCAAUAUGCAACAAGACUUGAACAAGUCGUGGCCGUCGAAGAGGACGCGAUUGGCACCGCCUUGAAACAGCGCAGGUCGGAUCACAUCGAUGACGAUCGCCAGCUGGUUCCCGAGGAUGGCACCAAGGGAGUGCUCCAGACCGAGAGGGACGACGACAACGACGGGGCGAGUCGCACGAAGUUGAAAUCCGACGGUAUCAGCGUCACGCAGAUGGUGCCCAACGUCGCCCUGGGUACUUAACGACGUGGUGCGCUGGAUUUUGCCCCUGAUCGUGUCGCUCACCAAGCAGCACGCGCAGCUAGUUAUCACGAAGGACGUGAGCGAGGGCGUAAAUGUGGGUUGGCUGAAGCUCGCGGUGAGGAUGGGCGUACAGAAGGCGCCGUCCAAGCCAUGAAGACGGACGUGUUGGAGUGGAGGAUUUGCUGCAGGUCGCACCGCUGACCUCGCUGACUAUGCAUGAUGUCGUGUCAGAGCGAGCGCGAGAUCCUGCUGACGCUCGCGGAGUGGCUUGGUUGCUGAUGAAUGUGCCGACGCGGUUCGCGAGGAUGCCGACGACCCGGACGAGCAUGGUGGUCGUCGGCACCCGAAUGCCCGCAUUCUGGUGCCGUCAAGAGCGAGGCAGGCCCGUCGCUCUGAUGCCCGCGUGCGAUCGAGGCCGCGCGCCUGGGGCCUGCAGGGGAGGUCAGGGCGCGGGCCGGCGACCCCGUCGGGGGGCAGCAGGGGCACCUGUGGGCGCUGCACUGUUCCGAGCAGGG
Messenger RNA from Prorocentrum cordatum, 2762 nucleotides. The record is from the annotation of a GenBank genome assembly. Lineage: Eukaryota; Dinophyceae; Prorocentrales; Prorocentraceae.